AUGAGCCCGAAAGAGAUCGGAGUCUAUCAUGUCUUCUAUUUGAGACAUGAGAGAAAGAUGGUUGGGGGCAACGAAAGGCCUUCUGGAAAAAUGAGACAAGCUCGCUUCGACGUGUCCCAAGCAGGCGUUGGUUUUUCUUGUUCCAUUGUUGGUGAAGAAACUCGGGAUUUUGGCUUUUUUCCUUUCUUUCUUCUUUUCCUAGGAACAAGAUAA
Molecule: messenger RNA, 213 nt
Organism: Caenorhabditis briggsae
Lineage: Eukaryota; Metazoa; Nematoda; Chromadorea; Rhabditida; Rhabditidae
Exons: 1
Coding region: 1-213 (70 amino acids)
Source: RefSeq, a predicted model, not a curated record